Molecule: messenger RNA, 948 nt
Organism: Momordica charantia (bitter melon)
Lineage: Eukaryota; Viridiplantae; Streptophyta; Magnoliopsida; Cucurbitales; Cucurbitaceae
Product: Chaperone DnaJ-domain superfamily protein
Source: RefSeq, a predicted model, not a curated record
ACGAGGUCCGAGAUCCUCCGGGUCUCCUUUUCCGCCGCGAACCCGAAUUUCUUCCAGAAGCUGGAGCUCCGAUUCGAAUUCCAUGGAAGCCCCUCGAUUCCAGGCUCUCGUGAAGAAGCGAUCGCCGCCGCCGUCGUCGUCUACUCCAUUUCUCGAAGGUUUCAUCUCCCGCCGCCGCUGCAAUUGAUCGGAGAGACCCAUCCGCCAUGGAUGCUCGCGAUCACUACAAGGUGCUGGGCUUGAACAGACGCGCCACGAAGGAAGAAAUCAAGGAGGCAUUCAGGAAGCUGGCGAAGGAAUUUCACCCUGAUAAGCAUUCCCAAUCGCCCAAGGCCAUCAGGGACUCUGCUACUUUGAGGUUCAAGCAAGUUUCGGAAGCAUAUGAAAUCCUCGGCGAUGAUUGUAAGCGGGCUGAUUACAAUAUUCGCUCUCGUUGCGCCUCUGGUCCUUCUGUUAAUCAUCAUUAUUACUCGUCGUCGUAUAAUUCUUAUGCUAAUGCGAGUGGACCUCGAUAUGCUUCUUCUUCGGGAUUUGCCUCUCGCUCUGGUUCCAAUGUUGAAGGAUUUGUUACGAAUGUUCAUAUGCUUCUACGAUUUCUCACCACGCGGGCUUUUCUUCUCAAUUUUGCUUUUGCCGGUGCUUUAGUUGGUGGCAUGUUUGCGAUUGACACGAGUGGGGAGGCCUUGUGGAAGAUGCACAAUUCUGGGAAAUCGUUUGAAGAAGCCAUGGAGUCAAUUAAUAAAGCCAAAACACAUGAAGAUGCUUAAAAGUGCUUGCAUUAGAAUUCAUUUCCCACCACCAGAUUGUGUUUUUCCAAGUCUUCUUCCUGUGGGGUUAACAUUCCACAUGUAAGUGAAGUUGAGACUCACUUGACCAUACAAAGAGAACUGGAGAACUGUAUGAAAUGUAUAUCUAUAUAUUCUAUCUUUUUCUCAUCUCCUUGCUGCU